Molecule: messenger RNA, 5088 nt
Organism: Gadus morhua (Atlantic cod)
Lineage: Eukaryota; Metazoa; Chordata; Actinopteri; Gadiformes; Gadidae
Gene: plekhf2
Product: pleckstrin homology domain containing, family F (with FYVE domain) member 2
Exons: 2
Coding region: 186-917 (243 amino acids)
Biological process (GO): endosome to lysosome transport; endosome organization
Cellular component (GO): early endosome
Molecular function (GO): metal ion binding; phosphatidylinositol binding
Source: RefSeq, a predicted model, not a curated record
CGAGCCCCGCCGCCGCUGAGACCGCUGCCUGUCAACGUAGCCAUAUUGUUAGACGGGGGCAGACCAGUUACGAUCCUGACUUGGGUUGGGAAGAGUAUACAUUUUCACCUAGUUUGGAAUACAACGGAGUUCAAACUUACUUGGAAGUUUCCCGAACCGCUGAGUGAUCGUCGGGCGAGGUUACCAUGGUGGACCGGCUUGCCAACAGUGAGGCCAACUCCAAGCGGAUCGGCGUGGUGGAGGGCUGCUUCGGCGCGGCGGGCCAGCCGCUGGUCAUCCCGGGCCGCGUGCUGAUCGGCGAGGGCGUGCUCACCAAGCUGUGCCGCAAGAGGCCCAAGGCGCGGCAGUUUUUCCUGUUCAAUGACAUCCUCGUGUAUGGCAACAUCGUGAUCCAGAAGAAGAAGUACAACAAGCAGCACAUCAUCCCGCUGGAGAGCGUCACCAUCGACACGGUGCCGGACGAGGGCGACCUGCGCAACGGCUGGCUCAUCAAGACGCCCACCAAGUCGUUCGCCGUGUACGCCGCCACCGCCACGGAGAAGUCUGAGUGGAUGAACCACAUCGCCAAGUGCGUGGCCGACCUGCUCAGCAAGAGCGGCAAGUCGCCGACGGGCGAGCACGCGGCUGUCUGGGUGCCUGACUCGGAGGCCACGGUGUGCAUGCGCUGCCUCAAGGUCAAGUUCACGCCCGUCAGCCGCCGCCACCACUGCAGGAAGUGCGGCUUCGUGGUGUGCGGGCCGUGCUCGGAUAAGAAGUACCUGCUGCCCAGCCAGUCGUCCAAGCCAGUGCGCGUGUGCGAGUUCUGCUACGUGCACCUGACGUCAGCCGUGGGGGGCUAUGCCCAGCGCGCCGACUCCUUCGGCCGGCAGGGCUUCAACCUGUCGGACGACGAGGACGAAGACGACAGCAGCGACUGAGGAAAAGGUCUAGCCCCGGCAAACCCCCUGAACCCUAGCUUCACCCCCCCCCCCCCCCCCUCCCCCCUUAGCUCCCUGCUCUUCAGGGAGGAAUAGUUUGUUGAUUUAUUUCCCUUUGAUUUUCUUUUUUCCCAACCCUGGCCCAGAAUCCCGCUCACUAGCUUGAGGUGAAACUUGAACAUGCAGCUUGUGACUGCGUUUGGUCACCGUGCUUUGGUGGCCUUGAUUUUUAAUGAGGAUGUCUUCCCGCCCUAGGAGUUUGGAAGUAUUGACUUAAGACACACAUGCACACACACGUCUCUUUCAGCCCCUAGCCGACGUGUUCAGACGUCAUUACACAAGACAGUGGUGCUACUACAUCCCCAUGCUACCCCUUUCUGUCUCUUCGUCUCUUCAUUUUCCAUGAUGGAUUAUAGGCAUGAUAAGGGCCCUAACAUGCUCCACUAUCAAACCGCAUGGUGCUCUUUUUUUUUUUGCAAAUGUUUCACAAGGCUUUAUUUGUGAGUUCUAAACUUUAAUCUCCCGCUCGGGAUCGACCUAGCACUGCAGGCCCUGGCUUGCAGAACGUGUGUUUUGAGAGUUGUAUCUGAAACCUGCAGUAGGACCAAUCUAUGACUCAGUGGAGCUCUUUACAACCACAUUUUGUAGUGUGGAGUAAUAAUGACAAUAAUGGAAAUAUGAGGUCUUCAAUAGAUAAUAACAAUUCAGGUAGGUCAGGUUCGGUUUGUUUCACUGUUUUUGGUCACGGUUUUUGGUUAAAACAUAAAAAACAAAAAAUAGGUUUAAACUCGGAGUAGGCUCACUAAGGCAUCAAAUACUCUACUCCCUUUCUGUGUCUGUAUGUCUUCGACUGCAGAAUGUGUCUGCAAAUGUUUUAAACAUGCCCAAGCCUAGUCAUUUACAACAGAUUUUGAUGAGAACCGUUUCUCCCCAAAGUUUUGGUCUUUCAAAUUGGGUUAAAGAAUAUGCCAUGCAUUACAUUUUAUACUACAUUAUACUUUCUGGGGAAAAGCAACCCAGCCAAUUUAUUCCCAGUUUAGUUUGCGAGGGGCAGGAUUGUGGCUGGAGCCAGAUGGUGGGAAUGGUCAGAGAUGGUUCAGAGCGAGAAUAAGAUGAUGAAAACCUUUCCUGCUACUGCUCACUUGUCCCAUGUUGGUGAGUGUUUUUGAUUAGUAGUUCCAUUGAAAUCACCAAACCUUAAUUCUCCCGGUCCGUUCAAGUCUCGGCUUGAACUUGAGCUUGUGUUAUUUUUGCAACCCAAGUACCGCAGUGGAAAUAAACAGUCACCGUAGCAUUGGCUGAAGUAGCUCUGAGUUGUGCUCAUUAUCACUUUAACAUUGGGAUGGUUGUGUCCAAAAAAACAUUGGAAAAUCUCAGGAAGUGGAAAAUUCCAGAUUCUCAGCGCUAAACAGAAGCUCGUUCCUACGGGAGAGUUCCGGGCCCCAGAGACGCUGCUGCUGUCACUCAUCCCCAGUCAUGAGCGCUUCUCUGGCCUGAACUAUUAUCAGCAUGAUGGGUUCUUUGAUGACACCCAUUCUGGUGGCUGAGGUGUGUGACACCCAAGGAACACAUGGACCCUGGCCAGUAUCCUGUUAGGUGACUUCAGUGGUUUAGACGUUGAGCAGAGUGGGGUUGCUUGGACAAUUUGUCGUCCGUCCGUCCCGCCUUCCACAAGAAAGAAAACCGUCGUGAGGUUUCUACCACCCCCCCCCCCCCCCCAUUCCACAAGGCAGUAAACCGUUGAAAGGGCUUCCAUUGUGGCCUGCCUCACUCUCUCAGUUUGUCAGGCAGCGAUGCGUCAUAAAGAGAGCGUUGUUGCUCAAUGAUUGUUGCUGCCAUCCCGUCGCUGACGGCUCUAGUGAGAGGAUGGAAUAAUCAGGAAACCCACACAUCGUCUUCCCUUUCACGCCACGUCACACAAAAAGACCACCUGGGCCUUACUAACCCCCUCGCUGAGCCACAGGAAGUUAAUCUAACCUACAGGAAGUCAGUUACCCUCAGGGCCAUCCCUCAUUGUGUCCGUUCAUACAUCGGAGUGCAUUGUAAAGUCAAUGACCACGGAUUACCCUGGUCAUGUGAUCAGAAUGCAGAAAUGGCAGAUAGGGAGGAGCUGCUUGGCCACCGUGAUAAAGUGUGUGCGGAUGUGUGCGCACAUAAAUGAUGCAAGCUGUCAGUCCUGCCACUAUUUUCUAUUCCUGUUUUUCUACGCUUAACCCUUUAUUGAACUUGUUGAGUUUAAUCUUUGAAUAGGGGACAAUAAUAACCACAAAGACAUUAUUAGAAUGUACUUUGUGCCCUCAAAUAAAACCGCGACGGACAGUGAUUCUAAACUCUGAGGUUGUUGAGCUUCAAUUCACUGGUGAGAAGCAGUCUAUUUUGUGUGUUUGAGAUGCAGCUCCUACACCACAGGCCCAACCCUACACCACACCAAAGCUCAACAGUUGGCACCUAUUUGUGUGUGCGUCAUGUUGGGUGGCUUUGUGGCCACAAUCUAAUGCGAGAGUGGUCCUCUUUGAAAGACACGUCUUCUCCCCGCAUUAAGAUAUAUUUUUGUAUUUGCCCGACACCCAUUUGGAUACGAUGGGCAUGACAGACCACAUGCUUUGUAUAAAAUCAAACGUCACCGUUCUUGCUUUCUGGGUGAGUGUCUUUAUAAAGAUAUAAAAAUAACGUUUCUUUAACAGUCAAAACCUAAUUCUUUGCAACCAAUUGCUACGGUGGUUUCUGAAACGGUCCACUGUAGGACUGUUCAGGCCCAUAUGGUUGUGUUCACUGCCCCAACUAGCUAAGCUAUGCUUUCUACGCCGCCUGCUAACAAUCACGUUCCCACAUGUGGAACAAAAAAAAGGGAUCCUAGUCUAUUUUUGUACGUGUUUUGAAGAUGAUUUGAUGUAUGCCGUGUGAAACCCCUGGAGAUGCUGCUCCGCACCACAGGAGGGGGCGAAGUCUUUGGAAUUAACAUGGAAAUCCACAUUUGUAACACGACUCAGAGGCUGUUUCAUGGGACGGGUUGGAUCAGAGAAUCUCCUCCCUGCCGUCCAACGCAUCAGCACUGAAUUGCACUUAACCCGUCGAUCUCCGGCUAAGAGCUUUAAGUGGCCGCUCAAACCGGCACAUCAGCGGAGAGCUGGUUCUGUUGCCCCUCUCCCCCCUUUUGAUGUUAAACAAUGAUUUCCUUUUCUUUUUUUGUACAGAUUUGCGUUUGUCCUUGUAUUGUAUUAGUUGUGUGACGACGCUGUCUCUAGCGCCUGCCCCCCCCCCCCACCCCCAAGACAGGAAUUCCUCUGGGUUUAGAUGCGAUGGAGAGAGAGAUUGUGUUUGCAUGUGUGGUGUUUUUAUUUCACAAACUCAAGUGAGGUCAAAUUUAAUUGUAUCGCCUUUGAGCACAGUCAGACAGGGGUUCACUGCCCCACACUGACCCACACUGCCCCAAACCACAGACCAGUCUAAAGGGCAAAGAAAAAGCACAGUCGACUGUGGACUUUCAUCCAUUAAUUGGAGGAUGAGGGUCACAUUGGCCGGGCUGAUGCUGACCAUUAAAACAGACUGCCCAGACCAGUGGAUGAGGCUCCCAGUUAUAGGCCACUAGGUCAGCGUUAACCCAGGGAGAGGGUGCUUGUCCUGGGCUGUCCUCACCACGUCCACCCAAAUAUGCUUCAGUCGUUAAAGGAGCCCUAUUUGACCACCAGGAGAUUACAAAAUGGGUCCAUUAGUGACAUCAGAAGUGGGUGUGUCUACCCGGAUAUGUAAUAUAAUUGGUCUAAAAUAGAGGCUCUUUGAAUGGGAUAGUGUUUGUGUCUGUUAUCUGUGUGGCUGUUCAAGGACCAAUCAAACAAGAGGGAGCUGGGGCUAGAGUCGAUAGACAGACGAGUUCUGCUCGUGACCAACUUGGAGUUGUAGAGCACAGAUCAUGUUUAAGGGACUAUAAUGAUAUUCAGGUAAACUGAUGAAUGAAUUCUCCUGGAUUUCUAUGUGUGCUCUAAUGUGCUUCUUGGUGUUGUAUUUUUAUCUCCAUUUCAUUUUUUCCAUCGGUUGGUUUGAUUGGAAGGUGUUUAUUUUUGCAUUGAAAUUCUUUAUUUUAAAUGAAAAGGGCUUCAAUUUGAAUGUAAUCCAGUAUGUCAUUGUUAGAUACAAAUUUUGACAGAAUUUUAAAUAAAAGAAAAUCUAAAUA